AUGAAUAAGGGGAAUUUGUUCAAGGACGAGACGGAGAAAGCCAUCGUCCACUUCAUCGUGUACCUCAUAGGCAUUCUGCUGGUACUGUGCGUGUACUACAACUACAUAAUACUCAAGUAUUAUUUUUACUCCCUGUUUUGGGCUUUUAUUGUAUCCAUCCCGCUGCACCAUGUGAAGGUGAAACUGUCCGAGUUGCUACGGAAGAGAUUUUUGCAAGAAGGUACCGGGAGGAAGGACGCAACGUGGAGCCAUCCCGAAAAAUGCGAUAAGGCAAAAAGGAGGUCUGACUUCAUCACCCAAGGAAGCACGUCCACUAAGUACAAAAAAAAGUUACACAGAUUUGUAAAGAACGUGAAAAAGGAAUUACACAUUUACCUGUAUAUGUUCCUUCUCCUAAUUAAGCCCAUAUACAAGAGAGGAGAGAAGGGAGAGAAAAAGGAAAACGUAACUAACCAUUUGGAGAAUUAUGAACAGAGGAAUGCCAGUGAAAUAUACUUCCUAGUCCUACACAGAUUGAUCCUAUUUUACAUUUUACGAGAAAUUUUUUUCAAAUAUAAGGAGCAGUACAUGAAUGACCUCCUGACUGUUCUGAUAAUUAUCUUCGCCAUAAUUAUUUUCUCCGCCAUUUCUAUUUUGUUCAUUGUUAAUAUUUAUGGCGAGUCUCUCUACAUUAUCAACUCGAUUAACGGGUACCUCUCCGCCAACUUCCGCAAUACGGCCAUCUUCAAGAAUUUUCGAAAAUUCUACCGCAAGACGGGAAAAGGAGACAUCGAAGAUUUGUACGAACUCGUGAACCUGAACAAGGUGCCCUUCCUCAGCAACAAAACUCUGGCUUCCAUUUCUGGGCACCUGAAAAGAGCAUUCGAUAUAUAUCAGCAUGUAUACGCACACAUUUUUUUAAAGAAUGGGACGAGGCAUAUAAGUGCCUGUUGUUUGCCGGUACUCCUGGGCAGACUUGCCCUCCUUGUGGCAGGACCCAAUUUGGCUAGCAUUAAGAGACAUACUCUUCAUUUGUUGGCACAGAAAAAGGACAAAAAAUUUUAUUUGCCCAAAAGUGGGGAAGAGUGCUCUGUGGAGGCUUGCCUAAAUGAGGUUGACGAUUCUCGCGGUUCCUUCAGCUUCAAAAGGUUGCUUCGGUCCCUGUCACAGUACAUUUUUUUAUUUUCAAGUCGGACGCGAGAUCGUACGGAUGAGGAGGGCUCCACGUCGGUUUACUACGCUGGGGAUGGUAGACGCUACGAUACUGCGAGACACGUCGUUUUUAAGACCAUAUUUGGGAUCUCCCCGGGGGGGAGUUCCGAAGCUCAUCAGCGGUGCAGCGCGCAAUGGGGGGAAUACUGCAGGGGGGGGAAAACCGAGGGCGGCGACCCCAAAGCGGGUGGAUGGGGUAGACCGGGAGGUGAACAGAACGUAGUGCAAUCAGACGGAUGGGGCAGCCCAGGAGGUGAACAAAACGUUGCGCAAUCGGACGGAUGGAGUAACCCAGGAGGUGAACAAAACGUUGCGCAAUCGGACGGAUGGAACCCUCACCAAGUCCAGCGCGCAACCCACCUGUACGACGACCCCCAGAAGGAAAAAAACUUCAAGUUCAAAGAAUUCAUUGGCUACCUAAACAGCCUGUUCUCCUCCAUAAAAAAAAUCGAAGACGUGGGAAAACUCACAAAGCAUUUAAUAUUUAACAACAGCUACGGACUCAUAAAAAUAAUAAAAUCUGCCCUCAGUUAUGUGAACGAUAUUUUACUCGUCGUGGAUCCCUCCAGCAUAUUCUUCUACAACAUCACGAUGAAUUUGAAGGCCAUUAUUACAUGUACCUUAAAGAGGGUAUACUUUUAUACGCUAUAUAUUUGGCUAGUUUUUUCCUUUUUUGAAUUUCCAAUAAUUUAUGUGCCAACAUUAGGUUGCAUUAUCCUAUCUCUGAUUCCGAUCAUAUCUCCCGAAAUUGUAAUUCUUGUGAUUGUUGUGCAUCUUUGGAUUAUCCAGAAGAGGAAGGUCGUUUCUUCAAUGCUGUUUGCAAUUAAUUUUUUUGUUUAUCUUUAUUUCACCACGAGCAUAUACACAGAGAUUCCACACACUCAUGCUUGGUUGGUUUCUCUGUCGCUCGUCCUGUCUAUCAGUACCUUUGGAUCCAAGGGCCUCAUUUUGGGUCCCCUCAUCGGCUCCAUUCCUCUCAUUCUGCAUCAGAUUGCCAUUAACAAGAACAGGUCUGCCCAGGGAAAGAAGCGCAAGCGGAGGGGCAGAGCGGAGAAAAGUGCAACGUGCACACGGGGAGAACGAAAAUCGAGCAAUUCGCAAUAUGCGCAUGGAGAGAUGCACACACCAGGUGGGGAGAUAUCCACCCCAACUGUGUCCCAAAAGUAUAUCCCCAGAAUGGAGUGCCGCCACGUGAAGAAGAAUAAUAUCGUAGAAGAAUCAACCGGAGCUACAAAGGUGCCGCCUCACAAAAUAGGCAAGGAAGUUCCCCAAAAUGGAAUCGCCCAAACGGAACGAAAAAAAACUUUUUUAUGGAAAAACAAACUGAACAAUCUAUACAAAAUAAUCGAAAUAAAUAAAAGUUACAUCGACUCGUAUGAAAGGCAUGUCCGUACAAACAGCUGCAGCCAGUGCAUGCAAAAUUACAUGCAAAAUGGAUCCCUAAAUGAGGAGCAACAUGGAUCCUACCUGGAUCUCCUACACACAGAGGAAAACAAAUUAGCUCUCUACAUUUACAAGCGAGAUAGAGGUAGCAAAUGGGAAAGAAAAAAUAACCACAAUCAUUUUUCCAAAAUGGAAAGCAAAGGUCGCUUUAAGCAUCACGUUGCUUGCAAAAGAUUUAGACGCCUCGGCAGUCUGUGCGAUAACAUACAGAGCAACUUGAGUUCCUUGUUCAAGUACAUAACGAGUGACUCCUGA
Messenger RNA from Plasmodium cynomolgi strain B, 2889 nucleotides. RefSeq lists its product as hypothetical. The record is from RefSeq and is a predicted model, not a curated record. Lineage: Eukaryota; Apicomplexa; Aconoidasida; Haemosporida; Plasmodiidae. The transcript is spliced from 6 exons. The coding region runs from base 1 to 2889 and encodes 962 amino acids.